Molecule: messenger RNA, 2425 nt
Organism: Sphaerodactylus townsendi
Lineage: Eukaryota; Metazoa; Chordata; Lepidosauria; Squamata; Sphaerodactylidae
Gene: B3GALT2
Product: beta-1,3-galactosyltransferase 2
Exons: 3
Coding region: 829-2097 (422 amino acids)
Cellular component (GO): membrane
Molecular function (GO): N-acetyl-beta-D-glucosaminide beta-(1,3)-galactosyltransferase activity
Source: RefSeq, a predicted model, not a curated record
CUGUCAGAGUCCACAUUUAAACUGCUGCCUGCCUGUGCAGCGGCUGAGAAGCUAUGGAUUGGAUUUUGCAGACCAAAACCCUCAGCUAAAAGCCUUUUUUUUUAAAAAAAGACACCCUUUUGGUUACUGCCUAGCAACAAUGAAGUGAGAGAAGUAAAGCCCGUUAUCAAAUGCAAGCGGCUCCAGAUUCUAGCUCCUGCUGCUUUGCUUGGCAUCGCCACUAGAAAUAUGGAUACUGAAAAGAGAACACAGCACUGCAUUGUCCAACAAGGGAAACACCAACUGUAAAAGCUUCAAUGCUUCCAUUGUCAGCAGCAGACAAUGCCAGUCAGAACGGAAGCGAGAAGUGCUGCUUCUGCUUCUUGAAGGAUGACCAGGGAAAAAUCAAGACAAACACCCUGGUGAGCAGGGAAGGGAGCCGAGCAGGAAGCAUACAGAUGGACAAACUGGAUACGGUGAAAAGCAGUCGCAGGCAGCAGGCUGCUGGGGGGGAGAUGUGCGCAUGGUCGAUAGCAUCUUUUUGGCUGAAGGGAUGGCAUGCCAAAACUACUUGCAGUGGGCACAAUCUUCUUGCCAGAAAUGGCCUGAUCAAGUAAGUGCAAAUAGUAUUGAAGACCUUAGAGUAAACGCAGAUAUUGUAUAAAUCGCAGAAGGAAGUACUGCAUGCUACAAUUCAAGGCUAAAACCCCCAUCAGCUCCUCCUAGUGGCGAGCUGGUAAUUCACUAACCAUCUGAGGACGGAAGAUGAAUACCCAGAAAUAGCAGUGGAUCCAGAAACAAAGCAUUUCCUUCAGUCAUUCUCACAUCCCAUUAUUGGAUACUUACAACAUGCUUCAGUGGAGAAGGCGGCAUUGCUGCUUGGCCAAGAUGACCUGGAAUACCAAGCGAACUCUGUUCCGCACCCACUUCAUUGGUCUACUCUCGCUUGUGUUCCUUUUCGCUGUAUUUCUGUUUUUCAGUCAUCAUGACUGGCUGCCUGGCAGAGCUGGAUUCAAAGAAAACCCUGUGGCUUACACUACCCGAGGAUUUAGAUCAACGAGAAGUGAGACAAACCACAGCUCGUUGAGAACCAUUUGGAAGGAAGCAGUCCCUCAAACCCUCAGGCCACAGACUAUUACGAAUUCCAACAAUACAGAACUGUCGCCUCAAGGAGUUACUGGUUUAGAGAACACACUCAGUGCCAAUGGGAGUAUUUAUAAUGCAAGAGGUACCGGACAUCCAACUUCAUAUCAUUUUAAGUAUAUCAUCAAUGAGCCUGACAAAUGCCAGGAAAAAAGUCCAUUUCUAAUACUGCUCAUAGCUGCAGAACCAGGCCAAGUGGAAGCCCGACAAGCUAUCAGACAAACCUGGGGAAAUGAGAGCCUGGCACCUGGAAUCCAAAUUGUUCGGAUUUUUUUGCUGGGUUUAAAUAUGAAGUUAAAUGGAUACCUUCAGCGAGCUAUCCUAGAGGAAAGCAGGCAAUAUCAUGAUAUUAUCCAACAAGAGUAUUUAGACACUUAUUACAACUUAACAAUCAAAACCCUAAUGGGGAUGAACUGGGUUGCCACUUACUGUCCAAAUGUUCCAUAUGUUAUGAAAACAGACAGUGACAUGUUUGUCAAUACAGAGUAUUUAAUACAUAAGCUUUUGAAGCCAGAAUUAUCUCCCAGACACAAAUAUUUCACAGGCUAUCUAAUGAGGGGGUAUGCGCCCAAUCGGAACAAAGACAGCAAGUGGUAUAUGCCACCUGAUCUGUACCCGAGUGAACGCUACCCUGUCUUCUGUUCUGGGACUGGUUAUGUGUUUUCUGGAGAUUUAGCAGAAAAAAUUUUCAAGGUUUCAUUGAGUAUAAGACGAUUGCACUUGGAGGACGUAUAUGUUGGCAUCUGCCUUGCCAAGUUGCGAAUUGACCCAAUGCCCCCACCCAAUGAGUUUGUCUUCAAUCACUGGAGGGUAUCUUAUUCCAGCUGUAAAUACAGUCACCUAAUUACCUCCCAUCAGUUCCAGCCUAGUGAACUGAUCAAAUACUGGAACCAUUUACAACAGAAUAAGCACAAUGCCUGUGCCAAUGCAGCAAAAGAAAAAGCAGGCAAGUACCGCCAUCGUAAACUGCACUAGAAGGAACCACUCCUCAAAAUAUUCCAUGUGCAAUUUGUAAAAUUAUGGCUGAAAGCAUGUACAGUGGAAAAAUGCGCUUAAGAGGGACACUCUAUUUAAGACCAAGCACUUAAUGAUGUUUGAAAAUUAUUUUUUUAAUUUAACAGAAAAAAGAUUCUAAUUCUUGAAAAAAGUAGUAUGUUGAAAGUAUUAACCAAAAGGUUUUUGAAAUUGGGGAAGGAAAAGUUGGUAUCAAGAUAUUUGUUUUAAUGUGCAAUAAUAAGCAUGCACACUUUGGUGGUACAAUUGCUAUUUUAUGUGCCAAUAAAAUUUAACUGUGCAAAUUUCA